UAAAUAUCCUCCAUUUUCAUUUCACACCCACGAAGCCAAUAGUGAUUUGAUUUGCAUCAAUAUGGAUCACUAACCUUGCUGGUGGCUGGUGCUUAUACAAUAGUAUUUGUACCCAACCUCUUUUUUUUUAUUUUUUUCUUUUGGGCACGUGUAUUGUUCUUUUAUUUGUGAACCCAACUCCAUCCACCAUUGUUGGGACGAACAUAACAAGCUAACUAGUUCAGUAGUAUAUAUCAUCAAUAUUCAAUACUCUCUUCUCCAUUUAUAUUGUUCUCUCGGGUCCAUAAAUAAUAGAUGGUUGAAAAAUCUUCCAGAACCAAUCUUAGCCACCAUCAAGACUUUGGCAUGGAGCCUUACUCCAUUGAUGGUGUUUCUUCACAAACUAACUCCAAAUUCUACGAUGAUGAUGGCCAUGUUAAACGAACAGGGACCGUUUGGACAACAAGCUCGCACAUAAUAACAGCAGUGGUGGGUUCUGGGGUGCUGUCUUUGGCAUGGGCCAUGGCUCAAAUGGGUUGGGUUGCUGGGCCUGCAGUUAUGAUCUUCUUCAGUGUUGUUACGUUGUAUACGACGUCGCUUCUGGCUGAUUGUUAUCGCUGUGGUGACCCUGUUACCGGGAAGAGAAACUAUACUUUCAUGGAUGCAGUUCAAUCCAUUCUCGGUGGGUAUUAUGAUGCAUUUUGUGGGGUAGUUCAGUACUCAAAUCUUUACGGAACCGCCGUAGGAUACACAAUUGCAGCUUCUAUUAGCAUGAUGGCAAUAAAAAGGUCCAACUGUUUCCAUUCUUCAGGCGGAAAAAGUCCAUGUCAGGUUUCAAGCAACCCAUACAUGAUCGGUUUUGGCAUAAUCCAAAUUUUAUUUUCUCAAAUUCCAGAUUUUCAUGAAACAUGGUGGCUCUCCAUAGUUGCAGCAAUCAUGUCUUUUGUCUAUUCCACAAUUGGGCUCGCUCUUGGCAUUGCCAAAGUUGCAGAAAUGGGUACUUUCAAGGGUAGUCUCACAGGAGUAAGGAUUGGAACUGUGACCGAGGCCACAAAAGUAUGGGGGGUUUUCCAAGGUCUUGGUGACAUAGCCUUCGCCUAUUCAUAUUCUCAAAUUCUCAUUGAAAUUCAGGACACCAUAAAAUCUCCACCAUCGGAAGCAAAGACAAUGAAGAAGUCUGCUAAGAUAAGUAUUGGAGUAACCACAACAUUUUAUAUGCUUUGUGGUUUCAUGGGCUAUGCUGCUUUUGGAGAUUCAGCACCUGGGAACCUGCUCACAGGAUUUGGUUUUUUUAACCCAUAUUGGCUCAUAGAUAUUGCUAAUGCUGCUAUCGUAAUUCACCUUGUGGGAGCAUACCAAGUUUAUGCCCAGCCCCUCUUUGCCUUUGUCGAGAAAUGGGCUUCAAAAAGAUGGCCUGAAGUUGAGACGGAAUAUAAAAUUCCAAUUCCUGGUUUUUCACCCUACAAUCUAAGCCCAUUUAGAUUAGUUUGGAGAACAGUGUUUGUUAUCAUAACCACUUUUGUAGCAAUGUUGAUUCCAUUCUUCAAUGACGUUUUGGGACUUCUUGGAGCACUGGGGUUUUGGCCUUUAAGUGUUUUUCUCCCAGUGCAGAUGAGUAUCAAACAAAAGAGGACCCCAAGGUGGAGUGGUAGAUGGAUUGGUAUGCAAAUCUUAAGUGUUGUUUGUUUCAUAGUAUCAGUUGCGGCUGCUGUUGGCUCAGUUGCCAGUAUCGUGCUUGACCUACAGAAAUACAAACCGUUUCAUGUAGACUAUUAAACUCCAUCCACCCUCUCCUAGCAAAGGCUAAAAACUGAUGUGGUCAGUGAUGGUGGUUUGUAUAUCUUUUGUUUAGAUCUGAGAUUGGACCCAAAGGUACUCUCACAACUAGAAACCAUAGGACUAAUCUCCUGAAAAAGUAAAGUAUUGAUUAAGGAACAAUUUCUUUACCUACAGGUGCUGCUCUAUGCACAUCGUCAGGGAUCAAACCCCUAUUAUAUAGUCAAAGAACCCAAGCUCUUUGUCACUUGUGCCACACCUUAUAGUUGUUUGUAUUUUAUUUUUUUUUGUUUUAUGAGUAAUGCUUUCAAUGCUACAAUCUUCAAGCAUUGAAUUGAAAAUAUUCACUUAUCCCCCCAUCUCCUUCCUUUCAUUUCAGUUUUAAAAAGUCUAUAAAGCAAAAAGUUCGAGUCA
Messenger RNA from Glycine soja, 2169 nucleotides. RefSeq names its product amino acid permease 3-like. The transcript has 6 exons. NCBI's taxonomy places the organism in Eukaryota, Viridiplantae, Streptophyta, Magnoliopsida, Fabales, Fabaceae. The coding region runs from base 295 to 1755 and encodes 486 amino acids. Gene Ontology annotation, cellular component: plasma membrane. The record is from RefSeq and is a predicted model, not a curated record.